AUGACGAGGUACACCAUAGAUGUAGACGUGCACCCGGACGCCGCAAGCGUGGCCGUGAAGCAUGCCCUCCAGCUUCCCCGGUUUCUGCAUCACUAUCCAAUAUCGUCACAUACACAGGCCGCCUACCGCCACGCGGUCGAUUUCGUGCUGGCGUUCCACCGUUCACCACAGGAACAGCAACAGCGAUCCCCUUUGCCUGUAGUCCUGGAUUCUGGCUGUGGCACUGGGCGUUCUAGCGUCUUGCUCGCCAGAUCUUAUCCUCACCUUCCCGUGAUAGGAAUCGACCGGUCUGCAGUCCGGCUUUCCAAAGGAGGAGGAGAUGCGGGAAAGCGGGUUGAGGAGCACAUGCAUCAACACAACAGCUCUACAAGACAAGCAGGCGCGGAGCAGGGCAGAAACGACCGCGUUGACGCACGAAGAGCUCACGGUAGCUCAGGCGAGAAGAACCGCCCCCCUUUGCAGAAGAAAGGCAACCGUGACAAUCGACUUAGGGAGCCUCUUCCGGAAAACCUUCUACUGCUGCGCGCGGACCUUGUGGACCUGUGGAUACUGGCAUCGAGGGAAAACGCUUGGGAAAUCAAAGAACACUACAUCCUUUACCCCAAUCCGUACCCGAAGCGCUCCCAGCUACGAUCACGGUGGCACGGUCACUCUGUUUUCCCGGUCCUACUCAGCCUUGGUGGGGUGAUAACGCUACGCUCCAACUGGAGGACGUAUCUGGACGAGGUCUGCCAGGCAGUGCUGGCCAUCAAUGGUGCAGCGCAGACGACGGAGGGCGAGGGAGACUCGGCUGCCGAUGAAGGCGGGCUUGGGGAUCUGGAGUCAAAGAGGACGAGCAGCGGGGGCAAAGACGGUGCCGGAGAAGUAUCUGGGACGGAUGCAGCUGUCGCAUCAGCAGCCGUGUCCACGAAGCUAUCGGCGACCGAAAGCGACGACAGCGCAGAAACAACCGGUGGGGACGUGAGUUUUGGCAUCGGUCGAGCUUUGAUUGGCGAUGAAAGUAGAGCCGAAGUUCCGGCUACCGUCGCUGCCGCAGCCGUCUCUUACGCGGCUAGCGCAAGGGCGGGCCCCUUGACCUUUGUUCCAGCAGUGCCUGCUGCAACAAACUUCGAGGCAAAGUAUGUUGCAGUCGGUGAGACGGUGUACGAGCUUCGGCUAGAGCCGAAACUAUCGUAGGGACUCCAGGUUGGCAACUUCAGUUGCUCCAUCGUUUGGCAGCAAUGCGAUGUAUUACUGGGGAGGGGAAUGUCGAAUAUAUCACGGUACCUACGGUUUGUUUUAGCAGGUACCCUCACACUGAUGCUUGUUUCCGUAGAAUUGAGAUGCUGAUGGAGACGUGCAGCUGGGGUGAUGCGCGUCAAGGGUCGAUGGCAGUGUAUACUAAGAUGUACCUGGGUUACACUUGUCCAGUUAGCUGAGUCUGAGACACUUCAAUGAUCUUUUCCUUGUCGAACGAUGUUCAGAGCUUCAUUUUGAUUCGCGGCACAUCUUUGCACCUUCUCUUGGAGCUAUGCGGCCUCCGGACAAAGACUUACUUGGCAGCAUGCCCUUGUUUCCGUCACAAAAGGUUCCUUCUUGCCUUCUCUUGCGUCAAGGGAGGUCAGCGUGCAUGUCGUGGGUGGCCUCCCAUGAACGUUUCGCCAGAUUCGUGCGAUGCCUAUGCGAUUCAAAAGGACAAGGUUGGGUGAGAUGCAAUACACACGUGCGUCCAGGCGAUUUGUGGUUUAUUGGGUUGCUCUACCAUCGCAGAUGCUGCCUUUCGCAAAGAGUGCUCUGCGCGUGUGUGACGUGUUUCGUCUCACGUCAAGGCACCCCGUCAAGGCCAGAGCGAGACCUCACUCCCUAGAUCGAUAUUCCAGUUUUGCUACUGUGAUGUCGUUGUCAAUUGAUAGCUGCGGAAUGGUUGUGGUAGAAAGGGUAUGGAGCAAAAGCCAGUUUGCACUGAUCAUCCUUUUCCGCGCGAGAGUGACAACAAGUCUAGUACAACAGGUUUUUCUUCGGGCAAUAAACAUAGUCAGGCCGAGUCUUGAGCACCGUUCUUUUCGAUGAUUUAUUUUCUCUCUC
Ectocarpus siliculosus is the source of this 2064-nucleotide messenger RNA. NCBI's taxonomy places the organism in Eukaryota, Phaeophyceae, Ectocarpales, Ectocarpaceae. The record is from the annotation of a GenBank genome assembly.